Molecule: messenger RNA, 819 nt
Organism: Arachis ipaensis
Lineage: Eukaryota; Viridiplantae; Streptophyta; Magnoliopsida; Fabales; Fabaceae
Source: RefSeq, a predicted model, not a curated record
AUGCCUGAAGCAACAUGGAACAAUCCUCCUAACACUAUAGACUUCAUGGCCGCUCUAGGAAAUAUGGCCGCCACGAAGCAAGCGACAGCCGAAGCUCUAGGAAAUAAAAUAAGUAAUGGGAACAAUGGCAACAACGGCGAUGAUGGUCCUAUGACGCUUUCUUCCUUGCUGAAGGCUCAGCAGGUUCCUGAUGAACAGUGGGUUGAGUUUGGAACCUACCAGCUGCAGGGUGAGGCUCAGCAUUGGUGGCAGGGCAAGAGGCUUAGAAAUGCAAAGGAACUUGAAUUGCUUCAGCUAAAACAUGGCCAGAUGACCAUUACUGAGUACACAAGCAAAUUUGAGGAACUGUGCCAUUUUUCACGUAUUUGUGGGGGAGCUCCUGAGGACUUUGCUGAGUGGAAGUGUAUCAAGUAUGAGGGAGGUCUUAGGAGCGAUAUUCUGAGCUUUGUUGCACCGAUGGAGAUCCGAACCUUCUCUGAACUGGUAAACAAAACCAGAGUUGCUGAAGAAUGUCUGAGAAAGGCGGCAUUAGAUAAGAGUGACCACCGAAGCUCUAUUAAGGAAGAUCACAGAAGAAAUUUUGUGCCUAGAGCUCAAGAUUUCAAGCGAGGUGGCAAUAUUCCACAGCAACAUCAAGGCCAGAAUAGCUUCUGGAGGUUCAAUAAUAACAAUAACCAGGGAAGAGGACACAGAAAACAGGCUCAGUUACCGCAGGACGACUUGACUUGCAGGAGGUGUGGAAGAUACCACCCGAACACUCCGUGUAGGGCCGGUUGGGAUGUCUAUUAUUACUGUGGAAGAGCCGGGCAUAUGUCCUGA